Triplophysa rosa is the source of this 852-nucleotide messenger RNA. Its product is annotated as complement C1q-like protein 3. The transcript has 5 exons. Lineage: Eukaryota; Metazoa; Chordata; Actinopteri; Cypriniformes; Nemacheilidae. The record is from RefSeq and is a predicted model, not a curated record. The coding region runs from base 51 to 746 and encodes 231 amino acids. Gene Ontology annotation, molecular function: protein binding; DNA binding.
UCCAGCAGAGCUUUCUGAGUAAACCCAAAGACUAUGACGAACUUUAUUUCAUGAGUCUUGUUGGAAUAUUCAAAAGAUUGUCUCAAAGGAAAAAAGCUGAAGUGCGGAUGAAAAUAGAGCGAAUUCUCUAUGAAGCAGAGUUUGACUCAGUUUCACAAGAUUUACUGACGCCAACGGUAAACAUUAUUGCUGAGCUAGAGAAACUUAAGAACAUGGAGGCAAAGAUUCAAAACUUAGAAGAAACGCUGAACAAAGUAUUAAGUGAGAAUGAAGCUUUGAAAGGUUUAGUACAAGAUUCACAAAAUAAGCUUGAAUCUUUCCAGAAAGAGAAAGAAGCUCAAAAGAUCGCCUUCUCAGCUGGACUUCUGGCAUCUGGAUCAGGACACACUGGGCCUGUUGAUUACAGGAAAACUCUGGAAUAUAAGAAAGUCUUCAGUAACAUUGGAAAUGCCUAUGACCCCGAUACUGGUGUUUUCACAGCCCCAGUAAAAGGAGUCUAUUACUUCAGAUUUUAUGCUCAUUCACACGCUGGAAUCAAAAUGGCCGUCAGUCUUUUAAAGAACGGUCAGAUCCAAGGCUCUGUGUUUUCUUGGAUGCCUGUCACCAAUGGGAACGCAAGCAAUGGUGUUGUUCUUACACUGGAACCUGGUGAUCGAGUUUAUACACAACUCUGGGAGAAUACUUGGGUUUAUGAUGAUGAAGCAAGCUACACCAGUUUCAGUGGUUUUAUGAUUUUUCCUUUGUGAAUGUCUGAUAUGACAUCUGGUAAAUCUUGUAGACGGUCUGCUCUGAAGAUUAAUAUAUAAACUGGCUUAAACAAGUGCUGUCAAUCGAUAAAAAAAAAGAACACGU